CGCCCCCCCAUUUCCUCUUCUUCAUCUCCUGAUAUCCGACUUCCCUCUUCCUCAUCCCGUCCAUGGCAAUCGCCGACGAACACCCCUCCUCCUCCUCCCCCGUCGCCAUCCGCCAGGUCUGGUCCUGGAACCUCGACGCCGAGUUCGACCUCAUCCGCGACCUCGUCGACCGCUACCCCUUCGUCUCCAUGGACACCGAGUUCCCCGGCCUCGUCUUCCGACGCCCCCCUUCCUCCGACCCCCGCCGCCCCCGCCCCUCCGACCACUACCGCCUCCUCAAGUCCAACGUCGACGCCCUCUGCCUCAUCCAGGUCGGCCUCACCCUCUCCGACUCCCUCGGCAACCUCCCCGGCUUCAUCUGGGAGUUCAACUUCCGCGACUUCGACGCCUCCAGCGACCCCCACGCCCCGGACUCCAUCGACCUCCUCCGCCGCCAGGGCCUCGACUUCGAGCGCAACCGCGCCGAGGGGGUCGACUCCGCCCGGUUCGCCGAGCUGGUCAUGUCGUCCGGCCUCGUCUGCAACGACGCCGUGAGCUGGGUCACGUUCCACAGCGCCUACGACUUCGGGUACCUGGUCAAGGCCCUCACGCGCCGCGACCUCCCCGGCGAGCUCGCGGAGUUCCUCGCCGUCGUUCGGGUGUUCUUCGGGGACCGGGUGUACGACGUGAAGCACCUGAUGCGGUUCUGCCACAGCCUGCACGGCGGGCUGGACCGGGUCGCCACGGCGCUGGACUUGGACCGAGCGGUCGGGAAGUGCCACCAGGCCGGUUCCGACAGCCUGCUGACGUGGCAAGCGUUCAGGAAGAUUAGGGACGUCUACUUCGCGAACGACGGGCCGGAGAAGCACGCCGGCGUGUUGUAUGGGCUAGAGGUUUAUUAGGAUCAAUCCCCAUAUUCGAUUCAUUCUUUGGAAUUUGUAUCAAAUUUGUUCCUUCGUUUUGUGAGUAUCGUUUCGCA
This is a messenger RNA of Rhodamnia argentea, 958 nucleotides long. Its product is annotated as probable CCR4-associated factor 1 homolog 11. The record is from RefSeq and is a predicted model, not a curated record. Gene Ontology annotation, cellular component: CCR4-NOT core complex; CCR4-NOT complex; P-body. The transcript has a single exon. Gene Ontology annotation, molecular function: poly(A)-specific ribonuclease activity; nucleic acid binding. Lineage: Eukaryota; Viridiplantae; Streptophyta; Magnoliopsida; Myrtales; Myrtaceae. The coding region runs from base 63 to 881 and encodes 272 amino acids.